This is a messenger RNA of Chiroxiphia lanceolata (lance-tailed manakin), 555 nucleotides long. Its product is annotated as butyrophilin subfamily 1 member A1-like. Gene Ontology annotation, molecular function: protein binding. The coding region runs from base 1 to 501 and encodes 166 amino acids. Lineage: Eukaryota; Metazoa; Chordata; Aves; Passeriformes; Pipridae. The record is from RefSeq and is a predicted model, not a curated record. The transcript has 2 exons.
AUGCAGCGAUUUCCCGUGGCCUGGAAUGCCCCGGAGCGGAUCCUGGAGCUCCCGAGCGCGGAGGGCGACGCGGCCGCUCCCACGUUCCCGGUGCGCGUGGGGCGGGAAGGCUUUGGAAGCGGGAAGCAGUACUGGGAGCUGGAGCUGGGCCGGGAGCAGGACUGGGCGCUGGGAGUGCUGCGGGAACACGCGGGCUGCGAGGCCCGGCCCGUUCCCAGCCAGGAUUCCUGGGCUCUGCGCCGAUCCCAGGGAGAGCUUUGCUCCAGCGCCGGAGCCCGCGGGCUCGGGAAGCUCCGCUGGAGCGGCUCCGCCCUCGGCGUCUUCCUGGACCUGGAUUGGGAGUGCCUGGAAUUCUACGACGUGGAGACCGCGGAGCUCCUGGAGAGGCUGGGUCUGAGCACCGCAGGGAAUUCCCAGGGAAUGUUCUUCCCGUUUGUGUCCCAGGGGGAAGGGAUCGGGAUCCGCCCGGUGCCGAUCCCGGUCCCACUAAAGGGACUUUGAGCAGGGACUGGGGAAAGGGGGGAGAAAAUGAUGGGAAUGGGAAUGGGAAGGAAC